CCAAAAAAAAUCAAAAUUCGUUUUUCCUUUUCAAAACUCACAAAAGUUGGUUUUUUGGUUUUUUUUCAUAAAUUGGUUAAAUUUUUCAAAAACUAGUUUCCCUAAAUUUUAGGAAAUUUAUUUCUUAGAUCUCUUGAUUGGCAAAUCAAAUGGUUUCUACAAAAACUAAAACUUGAUUGGAUGAAAAAUGGUUUUUGCAAAAACAAAAGCCAAAAACUAAAGCAAAAACCACAAACAAUCAAUCUCAUAGUUAAAAAUGGUAAAAAUGUGGUCAAAAAAUUUUAACCACUUUUUGACUAUAUUUUCGGUCAAAAUAUUCUAACCAUUUUCUGACCAAUUAUUUUUUUUGACAAAAAAAAGAGUUAAACCCGGGUCUAUUAAAGACACAGACCUAACCCCCGGAUGGGAGGUGCAACCCACGGAUGGAUCCUCUCCCGGGUAUUCAAAUGGGCCGUAAGCAUGGGCCCAUAUCUGCGUGGCCACAUGUGGAGCUAAUAAUUUCGCACUAGAGGGGAGUCGAUCCCUGGCCUGGAAAUGUAGUCAAAAUGUGAUAGCUUUUUUAAUAUACGUUCUGGUUAAAUAUUCCGACCACUUUCUAACCAGUUUUUCGUAUUCGUAGUCAAAAUAUUGUCAUAAUUAUUUUUGACAUUUUUGUUGGUUAGAAAUAUGGCCAAAUGUGAUAUGUUUUUUCUGUGCUACUGUUCCAAUUCAAACAAUCUAUUGUAAGACGACCGUUUGUAAAACUGAAUGACACUUACACAAUCUCUACAACAAGAUUCUCUUUCAUGCAUAUAUAUAUCAUCAUGACGCAAAUAUAAAUAUAAAGAUAACAUUUAGGAAAAGAAGGGCAAUGUUAGGAAGGUAAACCCCACUUCGAGCAAGACUGCUUCGUAGGUUUAACAUGUGAUACAUGCAGCAAAAACACACAUUAGGAAGUCGCACUCCACCGAUUUUUCUCCGUUUGAAAGAUACAUGUGUUCGUGUUAAAAAAAAAAGAUACAUGGGUUUUCAAAAAAGCUAAUCCAUUGAAGGUCCAUUAUCUAAUUGAAGCCCAUGUUACUUAGAGGUUAGUAAACUUGGCGGCAAAGUAAGAACUGAGGAACGUGGGUAACCAUGGAACUUGCUUUACCCGCCAAAGUCGCCGUCUUUUACCAAGUCCACAAGAGGGACUUUUUUUUUUGAAACAACAGAGGGACUUUUUCAAUUAUUAGUAGUUUUUGAGAAACAAAAAUUAAUUAUAAUUAUUAGACAUUAGUAGCUUCCAAAUACUUAAAAUGAAGGAUUAGAAAAUAAACUAGAGGCUGCAGUUACUGAGCGACGAGUAACCGUAAGAAGAGUAAAUAUAUGGUGAUUAAUUAAUUACUAUUCCAAAUUAAUUCAUAGGUAAUAAUUAAAUAGUAGCCAAUAAAUAACUUUUAAGUGACGGUUACUCAGUUGCACAAAAAAAAAAAAAGUGACGGUUACUCUUAUAUUAUAGAGGCUCAAUAUUCGUACAUCCUAAAAACUGACAAUCAACUCUUUUUCUUUUUUUUGAAAAGGCAGUCACCAUUAAUUUUGACUUUUAUAAUAAAAAAGUUCUCCUGCCAAAUUCUGUAGUAAAUAUAUACACUGCUUUGACCAAAAAAAAAAAUAUAUAUACACUGCAUGUUUAGUCAAAAAAAUAAAAUACACUUCAUAUUGAUGUAUUUAUGUAAAUGUAUUAUUAACUUUCCAAAUGUCAAAAUCUUCAUACAGCUGUUUUACACUUAUUUACACGUCCGCCAAUCACCGAAUUAAAAAUAUUUUUAUUAAAAUAAUUGAAACAUGCCCUAAUAAUUAGGAAGGUUGUUACCAAAAAAAAAAAAUCUAAAACCCAGAGUAACCGCUCCUUCAUUCGCGCUCUAAAACCCUAUAACCUUUUUCUCUCUUUCAUAUAUAUGCCUACGAAACAGUUGCCGAGUAAACAACUUACAAAGUACACUUGAAUCAAAACAUAAGACACGACAUUAUCCUCUGAAAUCAGUCUCCAGGUCUUUGAUUCUCUCUAUAUAUCCUCUAUUGUCUUUAAUUUAUUUUUGUCUAAUAUGUUUUUAUAGUAAGUGUUAGCUCGUUAAUAGUUAUUAAAGCUAUUUAAGCUUAAUAAUCAUCUAUUAAAACACUUCGUAACUCCUUCUGAUUGCUCCACCUUCUUCUUUCCAACAGGUUUCAUAUUCUCAAUGUCCUCCACGGAUUGUUUAAGCCACUUCUUUAAUUGGGAUCCUCCUAUCCAGCUCCGGGAUUGCUUUAUUCCAGAUAUGGAUAUGAUUACCCCGGAAACCGACAGUUUAUUCUUCCAAUCUCAACCGCCAAUGCAGUUUCAUCAGCCAUUGUUUCAAGAAGAAGCUCCUUCACAGAACCUUAUAGAGCUCACUGACUUGGACUCUUUCUGUGAUCAGUUUCUUCCUCUCCAAGAAACAUAUCUUCCCUACCCUAAAGCUGAAAUCUUCGAUGAAACAUACAACUUUGAUUCCUUCCUUCCCACGCCAAAACGCCAGAAAAUUGUUAACUCAAGCUACCACUGUAACACUCACACCCAUUUCCCAAACUCUAACCUUGAUUUCCUUCCAGAAGCUUCCGUCUUCCCUGAGUUUCGAGUUCCGGACUUCCCCUUGGUGUUCAAGGCAGGUCUAGGAGAUCAAGACGGGGCCAAGAAACCAAAGCUUUCAUCUCAGAGCAUGGCGGCUCGAGAGAGGAGAAGAAGAAUCGCUGAGAAGACCCACGAGCUCACGAAACUAAUCCCCGGUGGACAGAAACUUAACACCGCCGAGAUGUUCCAAGCCGCGGCGAAGUAUGUCAAGUUCUUGCAAAGCCAAGUUGGCAUCCUCCAAAUGAUGCAAACCACAAAGAAGGCAAUAACCAGCCUCCAAAAACAACACUACAAAUUAAUUGAAACCCUAAUCGUGUUGUCUGACGAGGUGGUUGUUAAUUUGCAGACGCAGGGUAUCACUGAUGUGGAAAUAGAAACUCAGUUUUUGCUUGAGUCGCAAGCAGUCCAGGAGAAGCUAUCAACGAAGGAAUUAUGUUUAGUUCCGAGUGAAAUGGUUCGAGAUCUAACAAGUGAAGAAUCCAUUUGGAGAAACCCAAAGAUUUCUCGAGAGAUCAACAAGUUACUGUCCACAGAUCUGGCUAACUAGUUUUAGUUCUAAGCAUGAAGCUUUGAUUUGUGUCUGUUCUUGCUUGUUUGUGUUCUUAGUUUGUGUUUUGUAUUGUUGAUUAGUGGCUAAUUCUGUUAACUGGGAACUAAUACUUUGUGCGUAUUAGUCUCAUGUAUUGUAUUAGCAACCGUAUCUAGUUGUCGUAUUAGCUAUCAUUUGACAUUUUAAAAGGCUAGCUAAUAUAUGUCCACAUGUUGAAACUUUUACUUUUUAACAAAAUAACAAUUCUAGGGCUUUUUUUUUUCUUUUUUACUUUGUGGGUCUUACCAAUUUAAAGCCCAAAAAUCAGAUUAAACAAAUUCUCUAAUCCGACAGGGGUAGUUGCGCGAAUAAUGCCUUGAUAAUAGGGAUUCUUUAGCUUAAUAUAGUACUAGUAUUUUUAUUUACCUUGGCUUUAACUACCGUAAAUAGAAAAGAAAAAACAUUUUGGAAUUUUAUGAGUUACGGUUUACUCGCAUAAACAACAUCAACAUUCAGCAUCACUUUGAAAAAACUCAUGCGACGUAUGUAUUUAUAGUUCGGUUAUUUAAAACAAGAAAAUUAUAUAAUAAAAUUAGUAUUUAUGUUAUUGAAUAUUUUCAUUUUGAGUUUCUUAAACCGAUGAAAAUGCUCUUAUCAAACCAGUCUCAAACUUAAACCACUAAAAACUGACUUGUUACUUUAUACGAAAAAAUGUUUAAGCCAGUGGCGGAGCUGGUGCUUUGUGAGGGUGGUCAGUGACCCACAUGGAUUUUCAUAAAAAAAACAAGUUUUACUUGUAUUUUGAAAAGAAAACAACUGAUAAAUGUUACUAAUUUAACACAUUGACCCAUAUAA
Brassica napus (rape) is the source of this 3989-nucleotide messenger RNA. Its product is annotated as transcription factor bHLH53-like. The coding region runs from base 2196 to 3152 and encodes 318 amino acids. The record is from RefSeq and is a predicted model, not a curated record. Lineage: Eukaryota; Viridiplantae; Streptophyta; Magnoliopsida; Brassicales; Brassicaceae. Gene Ontology annotation, biological process: regulation of DNA-templated transcription. The transcript has a single exon. Gene Ontology annotation, molecular function: DNA-binding transcription factor activity; protein dimerization activity.